GUCAAGCAAAACAUUCAAUGAACAGUAUUCGUUUUGCGCUCUCACAACAUACACGUCUAGUUAUUGUGUAUACGCUUACUUAUGUUAACAUCGUUUUAAGUUAACAAGCGAAUAAGUGAAGUAAAAGAUAAGUCUAAAGUUAAAGUAUUGAAAAUAAAGUCAAGAUGUUUGCAGUAGUAUCAAUACGAUGCCUUGCAGUUUUGGCUAUGUUCGUCCUUAUACAAGAGGGAUGUGCGCUGAAGUGUUACACCUGCAUAAGCUGGAACAACACCGACUGUGGCCAAACCUUCAACUUGCAAGGAGCGAAUGCGAAGGCAGCCUUGACGGAAUGCCAAGGAUCGAACGCCGCCUGCCGGAAGGUGGUCAUACGAGAUACACACAAACACUUCGAAAUAACGACCAGAGACUGUUACGUGAUGAGGUUCAAUGUUACCAUGGAGAAGCUCAAGUGCACAGACCUCAUGAUCAGCGGAGAGUCUUGUUACUGUAACACCGAUGGAUGUAACAGCCAGACUGCCAACGUUGCAUCACUGGCUGUUGUUUUCACCUCCUUGAUUAUGUUUUUCGAUUUCAACUAUUAAAGCAAUUAAAAUAUAUAACAGGUAGAAAAAAUCCAUAAAUAAUUCCAUUACCUUAUAAACAAUUGCUAUUCAAAGUCAAUAAAAAUACACAUGGUGCACUUCAUAUUUAUCAUGUUGUUACUAGAAAGGUAAUUUCAUCUUAUGUUUUGUAUCCGAUUCUUUUCAUUCGUUUCUUCUUUUAAUUGUAUUUGAUGUAUGUAGCUGGAAAUAUUAUAGAAGUAUAUAAAUUGAAAAUUCAUUUAAACAAAGCAAUGUAUAUUGUUUACAACUUAUUUUAAUGAAGGGAACUUAUGUUGUGUUUUGUGUGAAGCAAAUUUUCUAGUUAACCCGAACAAUGACUUGCCUUUUUGACGAUGCUGCGAAGCAGUUCGUCUAAGUUAUCAUACCAUGAAAAAAUUCUUCACAAUGGCGAUCUAUGUAAAAGAUUGAGAUAGCUCGAUUUUUCUAAUCGGCAUACCUCGCUGAUUAUCAUUGAUAAAGGAAUAGGAAGCUGAGCUAUAAAUAGGACAACAUAUUCUGGGGAAAAGAUUUAAUAAUAGUUUGAAAAUGUUAAUUUUAAAUCAGUUAUAUUCAAUCCAUUAUAUGUUUAUAGAUCAAUAAACCAACUAUGCAUUUUCUGUAUUGUAUUUGACAUUUGUCG
Molecule: messenger RNA, 1221 nt
Organism: Dreissena polymorpha
Lineage: Eukaryota; Metazoa; Mollusca; Bivalvia; Myida; Dreissenidae
Exons: 3
Coding region: 165-581 (138 amino acids)
Biological process (GO): positive regulation of voltage-gated potassium channel activity; sleep; regulation of synaptic transmission, cholinergic
Source: RefSeq, a predicted model, not a curated record